AUGGACGCCCAACUGAGACCCCUCUUCGAAGCGGCCGUGAAGGAGAAGAAAUUGGCUGGGGUUGGGUAUUUCAUCGUCGACAAGAAGGGCAACUUCCUGUCCAAGGGAGCAUUCGGCACAACUCAUCUCCAAGAUCCCGACGCCGCCCAAUUUGACCUCGACACAACACUGCCAAUAUUCUCAUGCACCAAACUCAUCACGGCGCUUGCCGUCCUCCAACUGGUGGAACAAGGCAAGGUCGCCCUGGACGACCCUGUGGAGAAAUACGUGCCCCGGAUAUCGAAGAUGCAGGUUCUCGAAUCCAUCAAGCCAGGACCGGACGGCAAGCUGGACCCCGUCCUGCGGCCUCCAAAGACAAAGCCCACGGUCCUACACCUCAUCACUCACACGCUAGGCCAGGCGUACGACUUUUUCGAGCCCCUCACUCUGGCAUGGCGCGUACACACAGGCCGUCCACCCAUGGGCUACCACAGCGUAGGGGACUGGGAGGACUUUGACACGCCCUUUGUAUCCGACCCCGGGUCCAAAUAUAUCUACGGCAUCGGCAUUGACUGGCUCGGAUGGAUCAUUGAGGCUGUCUCCGGCGAGUCACUCCCGGACUACCUGGGAAACCAUAUCUGCAAACCACUCGGCAUGAAUGAAACGGGUGGGAAGCUCCCACCGGGCAAGAAAAACACGGCCGUCGUCCACUUCGACAUGGAGGCCCAGGGCCUUGUCGGCAACAAGGAUUUCUUUCUGAACGAAUCCCCUCGACUCUGGGGCGGCGGUGGAUUCCUGUACAGCACAAUGAACGACUACGCGAAGUUACUAGUCGCGCUGCUCAACAACGGUGCGUCACCCACAACGGGGAACCAAAUCCUCAAGCCCGACACCGUCAAGGACUAUGUCUACAAAGACCUGCUCGGGCCUGAAGUCGAUCGUUCCGCGCUAGGCGAAAUCGGGUCGACUAUCCCCAUAGCGACGCUUGAGGGGACGUUUUUCCCGUCCAUGCCCGUGGAGAAGAAAGGCUGGUCCGCCGGGUUCAUGCUCAACCAUGAGGACCUGCCGUACGGGCGAAAGGCCGGCAGCGGUGCGUGGGCCGGCCUGGGCAACCUGUUCUACUGGGUCGACCCGGCGACGGGCAUCGCUGGCAUGAUUGGCACGUCUCUCUUGCCCUUUGUGAACCCGACGGUGAUGAGGUUGUUUGACGAGAUGGAGCGAGUCGCCUAUGGGCACAACGUUGCCGGCGAGGGCGGCGUCGAGGACGAGAAGAGGAGUUACAUGCCCAAAAAGAAGGCGGAGGUAGCGGCCGCUGCGAGUUAG
Molecule: messenger RNA, 1302 nt
Organism: Cladophialophora yegresii CBS 114405
Lineage: Eukaryota; Fungi; Ascomycota; Eurotiomycetes; Chaetothyriales; Herpotrichiellaceae
Product: beta-lactamase
Exons: 1
Coding region: 1-1302 (433 amino acids)
Source: RefSeq, a predicted model, not a curated record